This is a messenger RNA of Amphiprion ocellaris (clown anemonefish), 3023 nucleotides long. RefSeq names its product tubulin tyrosine ligase (gene ttl). Gene Ontology annotation, biological process: protein modification process. Lineage: Eukaryota; Metazoa; Chordata; Actinopteri; Pomacentridae. The record is from RefSeq and is a predicted model, not a curated record. The transcript has 7 exons. The coding region runs from base 608 to 1837 and encodes 409 amino acids.
GCUGUCGACGGUGGAUGACAGCGGCUGAUGAGCUUUCGGAGAAUAAAGCACACGCCGCCGGUUGGAAAAUAGGCUGUGUUAGGGAUUUUGUGCAGCUAACUAUCCAGUUAGUUAAUGUUUUGCGCUGUUCAUUACUACUGCCGUUGUCUUUGAAGACGGAUAACGAAACAACUUCCUGGACAGCGGUGGUCGCAGACCGUUAGCUGUGAGGUUAGCUAAACCGGAGACGGGAUGUAAAUUAAUCCAGACGGGACCAGCCCCAGAAGCCGGGAGGGAGCAGCAGUCAGUCACACCCUUGUCUGGGGACAGUGGAGGAAAUCUCUGCGCUGAACAACAUGAAUUUGUUAUCCCUCACUAUUUAUGCUGUUUUGUAUACAUAUACGGUAGCCUUAGUGUGCUGAGUUUCAGCUUGUGAGCACCAGUUUGAGUUAACUGGGAAGUCUGGACUGGAUAUGACUGACUCAUCAUCAUGGCACGGACAGAGGAGAUAACCCCGACCAGUCUGUCUGCUGCAGUGACAACCAGACAGCCGCACAACUAGCCAGACAACUACGUUAUUAACAUAUUGUAUAGUUUUUUAUUAUUAUAUACUUCCCCUCGUGGCAGUAUGAGUGCCCCAAUGUACACCUUUGUUACCCGUGACGACAACAGCACUGUUUAUGCAGAAGUUUCCAAAAUCCUCCUCUCGACUGGACAAUGGAAGAGGCUGAAAAGAGACAAUCCCAGAUUCAACCUUAUGCUUGGUGAACGGAACAGAUUACCCUAUGGGCGUCUAGGCCAUGAACCAGGACUGGUGCAGCUGGUUAACUACUACAGAGGUGCAGACAAGCUUUGCAGAAAAGCAUCAUUGGUCAAGCUGAUAAAGACCAGCCCAGAGUUGUCUGACUCCAGUAACUGGUUUCCAGAAUCCUACAUCAUCUAUCCCACUAACCUCAACACGCCUGUUGCUCCAGCCACCAAUGGCAUCAGCCAUCUGAAGAGCAAUCCUAAGACAGACGAGCGUGAGGUUUUCCUGGCCUCCUAUCAUGCUAAAAAAGAAAGUGGAGAGGGUACAGUGUGGAUAGCCAAGUCCUCUGCUGGAGCUAAAGGUGCUGGUAUUUUGAUAUCCCAUGAUGCUAAUCAGCUGCUGGAGUAUAUUGACAAUCAGGGGCAGGUUCAUGUUAUUCAGAAGUACCUGGAGAAACCUCUGCUUCUGGAGCCAGGACAUCGGAAAUUUGACAUCAGGAGCUGGGUGCUAGUGGACCAUCACUAUAACAUCUAUUUAUACCGGGAGGGCGUGUUGCGGACCUCCUCGGAGCCCUACAACAGCGCUGACCUCCAGGACAUGACCAGCCACCUGACCAACCACUGCAUCCAGAAGGAGCACUCUCAGAACUACGGACGCUAUGAGGAGGGGAAUGAGAUGUUCUUCGAUGAGUUCAGGCUGUACCUGCUGAACACUCACAAUGUUACCCUGGAGGCCACCAUAUUACCUCAGAUCAAGCAGAUCAUAAAGAGCUGUCUGACAUGUAUUGAGCCUGCAAUCAGCACCAAGCACCUGUCCUAUCAGAGUUUCCAGCUCUUUGGAUUUGAUUUCAUGGUGGACGAGAGCUUCAAAGUGUGGCUCAUUGAGAUCAAUGGAGCUCCAGCCUGUGCACAAAAACUAUAUCCAGAGCUAUGUCAAGGGAUUGUGGAUGUGGCCAUUUCCAGUGUCUUCACUCUGAACAGUGGCAGUGACUCCUCCUCUGCUUCUUCCUCACCGUACUCAUCCUCCCCAUCAUCAAUGUUCACCACCAACUCCUGCUCUUCUCCCAAACUGAGAGCUCCACUUCAUGUGGGGCCUUUCACUCGACUGUGAGCCCCUCCCAAAUGUUUCCCUUGUUCCUUCUGUGCUAGAAGCUUCCUCCUUGUUCUGUCCUCACUCCUAAACUGCACCUGAGAAGUAGCACUUGCCAGCAAGGCGACCCUUCGUUGUAUCUCGGCUGAAAGGAGUCUUUCUCUUUGUGGAAUUCUCUGAACUGCAACAGUGAUCUCUCCUUUCCUGAUUAUGCAUAUUAUGAAUGUGAGAAUGAUGACGGAACUGUUCAAUAAAUGUUCUGGGAGUUUCUGAAUGAGGACAGACACCCGUCCAUCUCAGCUCCACCACCAGUUUCUCCCCAAGCAGAUGAAUGGAGGUGUGAAGGAUGCAGAGAUGCUCCAACUGAGACUGUAGUGCCUUACAUUUCCAACCACGCUCCCUUAAAAACACUGUCAGCUUGCUCUGUUAUAGUGACUCAUACUUGUUUUAAUAAGCCUUUGCACUGUUGCUCAAUUAAACCAACGUGUUCAAGGUCGGUCCACGAGAAACAACAUAAAACAGAUUCCUUGACGUUUGAGAUGUUGGUCAACUUGUGGAAUUCUGAGUGCUAUUUUUUCAUCAGACACUUUUUUUUUUAAAGUAUCUUAUAGCUUCCCAGCAGCUACUGCUACCCAUUAGUUUUAAUGAGAAAUGCUAACAUUGAUGAAGAAGCUACAGAGAUUGAUAUGUUUAAACCUAUUAAAAUAUAUUAUGACAUAUUGACUAGUAUACUAACUACAUGUGUCUGAUGAGCUAAACAUUAAAUAUAUCAAGUUUCGCCAUAAAAAAUACCAUUCCUCUUCACUUGAAUAUGUUGAUGCUAUAUAUUAUUUACAUUCAGGGCAGCUGGGUGGCAUAAGUGAGCAGUUGGACCAUCCCUCAGUAGGAAAACCCAGAUUUAAGUCAGCCCCCACAAGCUCUGCUCAAGUAUCCCUGACCUCUCAAUUACAUAGAGAAAAGGGAAAAGAGAACCCAAAAGUAUUUUGUUAUUCUGUUAUAAACAAGUUCUUUAUAGGAUAUUUCACCUUGUUUAAUUGUCAUUUGGAGAGAGCAUGUUAGUGCGACAGCAUGUAGCACACAUGGCAUCUUGCUGUAAAGACCUGCCGUAAUGUCUGUGUUUUACUUCUGAUGUGUGACAAACUAGAGCGUCGAUGUAAAGUGUUGUGUGGAUUCUGUUUUUGAAGUGUCAAAAUGAAAGUAGAUUGUA